AUGAGGAGCGGCGCGGAGCGUAGGGGCAGCAGCGCCGCGGCGCCCCCCGGCUCGCCGCCCCCCGGCCGCGCGCGCCCCGCCGGCGCCGACGCGGCUCCGGCCCCGCCGCCGCCCGCCGCGGGCCAGCCCCGGGCCCGGGACGCGAGCGACGCCCGCGCGCAGCCGCGCCCCCUGUUCCCCUGGAGCAAGUGGAGGAAGAGGAUGGGCUCGUCCCUGUCGGCGGCCGCGGCGCGGAGGCCGGUGUUUGACGACCAGGAAGACGUGAACUUCGACCACUUCCAGAUCCUUCGGGCCAUCGGGAAGGGCAGCUUCGGCAAGGUGUGCAUCGUGCAGAAGCGGGACACGGAGAAGAUGUACGCCAUGAAGUACAUGAACAAGCAGCAGUGCAUCGAGCGCGACGAGGUGCGCAACGUGUUCCGGGAGCUGGAGAUCAUGCAGGAGAUCGAGCACGUCUUCCUGGUGAACCUGUGGUACUCCUUCCAGGACGAGGAGGACAUGUUCAUGGUGGUGGACCUGCUCCUGGGUGGGGACCUGCGCUACCACCUGCAGCAGAACGUCCAGUUCUCCGAGGACACGGUGAGGCUGUACAUCUGCGAGAUGGCGCUGGCCCUCGACUACCUGCGCAGUCAGCACAUUAUCCACAGGGACGUCAAGCCUGACAACAUCCUGCUGGACGAGCAAGGGCAUGCACACCUGACGGACUUCAACAUCGCCACCAUCAUAAAGGAUGGAGAGCGAGCCACCGCACUAGCGGGGACCAAGCCGUACAUGGCUCCGGAGAUCUUCCAGUCCUUCGUCAGCGGCGGGAGCGGCUACUCCUUCGAGGUGGACUGGUGGUCGGUGGGCGUGCUGGCCUACGAGCUGCUACGUGGAUGGAGGCCCUACGACAUCCACUCCAGCAAUGCUGUGGAGUCGCUGGUGCAGCUGUUCAGCACGGUGAGCGUCCAGUACGUGCCCACCUGGUCCAAGGAGAUGGUGGCCCUGCUGAGGAAGCUCCUCACUGUGGACCCCAAGCACCGAGCCUCCAGCCUGCAGGACAUGCAGGCGGCCCCGUCGCUGGCCGGCGUGCUGUGGCAGGACCUCAGUGAGAAGAAGGUGGCGCCAGGCUUUGUGCCCAACAAAGGCCGCCUGCACUGCGACCCCACCUUCGAGCUGGAGGAGAUGAUCCUGGAGUCCAGGCCCCUGCACAAGAAGAAGAAGCGUCUGGCCAAGAACAGGUCCCGGGACAGCAGCAGAGACAGCUCUCAGUCUGAGAAUGACUACCUUCAGGACUGCCUCGAUGCGAUCCAGCAAGACUUUGUGAUUUUUAACAGAGAAAAGCUGAAGAAGAGCCAGGACCCGGUGAGCGAGCCCCCGCCGGUGCCCGGGGCCGGGGAGGCUGCGGAGGACCUGGAGGGGACGCGCCCCGCCCUGUCCAUGUGCGGCCCCAUCUGCCCGACCCGCCUCGCCGACAGUUAGCUCCAGCUGCUUUGCAGACUCUGGUCUACCAGGACGGGGUGGCGGGCAGAGGCCCAGCGUGGACAUUCGCCGCCAAGCAGCCCGGCGCCUCCCAGCGCAGGCCCGGCCUGGUGGCCCCGCUGCUCCCUGGCCUGGUAUUCGUGGGGACAGGCCGGUGAGCCUGCUCACGGGCUCCCGGUGGCACACGGCAGCCGCCAGGAGCGGGGGAGACGCCCCGGCGGCUCAGUUACCUGCCGGGGUGGCAGGAGGCCCCUGGCCUCCGCUGCUGCCCCCCCGGCCCACCGCUGGCACGUCCCAGAGGCCCCAGUGCCACCGGCCUCAGCUGUACAUAAGCCCUCGGCGCCGGCCCCGCGGCCAGUUGCCGGACGUCCGUGCGCUGGCUCCCCGGGGCCACCGAGUCUCGUACGAGAAGGUGAGGAGUGUUUUUAUGGACACACUGUUCCGGCAACUUCUGCUGUGUUUCUGUACAGUUGUCACCUCUGAGCAUCACGACCUAAGAGCUGCUCGGUG
Molecule: messenger RNA, 1968 nt
Organism: Hyaena hyaena (striped hyena)
Lineage: Eukaryota; Metazoa; Chordata; Mammalia; Carnivora; Hyaenidae
Gene: STK32C
Product: serine/threonine kinase 32C
Exons: 12
Coding region: 1-1458 (485 amino acids)
Biological process (GO): protein phosphorylation; G protein-coupled receptor signaling pathway; regulation of signal transduction
Molecular function (GO): ATP binding; G protein-coupled receptor binding; G protein-coupled receptor kinase activity
Source: RefSeq, a predicted model, not a curated record